AACUCUUCACAAGCCUUACAGAAAUCCUGAGUUUCUGGUAAAGUCUAUUACUAGAUCUAAUUUGGUUAAAAAUGACCAAAGUAGUUUAAAAAAGCCAGAAAGAUGAGGGAGACUAGCAUAGUUUACGUUUAGAAUCCUGAUUUCCACAGCCGUGCUUCUGCUUAGAGAAUAGAUGAGUAAAUAAAUGAAAACGAAGAAAUAAACCCAAGGUUCAAAGAAGUGAGUAAAGCUUAAAUGUGAUUGUUUUCAGAUCUUGAAUGGAACAUUAAAAGUAUUAUCUGAGAUAAUAUAAUUCCAAGAUCUAGGUAUGUCAGCAAAGAGAGAGCAAAGCUCAAGUAUGUAAUAGGAAAAACGAAAUAAUAUAUGCAAAUAAUGAUAGACCUAAUAACCUCUUCACUGCACACUGGUAAGUUUUAUUUCUGUGCUCUCUGGAUAAAUGUUUGUUGAAGAGUGUUGGUUUGCACAAGGGAAUGCAGAGGAAUAUCUCUACUUUGUUUGCCCUGCUGUAUGGAAAUUGAUUGAGAGGCAUUUUUGUCUUGCAGCAUGAAUUUUGACAUUUACAUCUUUGCCUAUUAGGCUGGUUAAGCCUCUCGAUCCUAUUGGACAUUAAAAAUGCAAUCGCAGGUCACUCUGCUCAUAAAGAUAUAAGGACAAAGGUUCAAAACUACCAUAUCCCUUACAGAAGUCUUAAGGUUUGUUCUAUUCAGAGGCCAAAGGAGUCCCGCAGGAAUUUCAUCUGGAAGACCUACUUUUGGUCGUGUUGAUGAUUAAGAACCCUGGAUAAUGUUGGGUUUCCCCCCCUGGAGGUUGGCACCUUUUCACAUACUGACUUUUCAACACUUAGCGUUCAUGAUUACAGGUCAGUUUAUUAGCUAUCCUCCUAAUAGUUCCAUCAUUGGAGUCAUUGGAGAAGGGGUCAUCUUGCCUUGUUAUGUGGCAGCAGAGAACAUUCCUGAGAUAUUCUCUGUUCAGUGGAUAUUUAAAGGACAAUCCGAAAAAAUGGCGGUGAUCACAUACGAUGGGAAAAAUAAAGAUGAAAAGGAAGAUGAGAGAUAUCAAGGCAGAGCAAAACUCUUCCACAGUGAACUCAAAGCUGGAAACAUGUCUCUGCACUUGAAGAACAUCAGGAGUUCUGACAAAGGAUUGUACACUUGUGUGGUCUCUUUCAAUGAUGAGUACCAUGACAUGUUGGUUGAGCUGCAAGUAGCAGCUAAAGGUGGUGUGCCUUCCAUUUUCCUGAGGAGUCCCAGGAAACAGGGCAUUGGCCUCACCUGCCACGCAGAAGGGUGGUUUCCUAAACCUGAAGUGAUUUGGUUGGAUGGCCAAGGACAGAUCAGGAAGGAACUAUCAGACACAAAAGUGAUGAUGAUGCCUUCAGGCCUAUACAGUGUCCUAAGUUCCAUGAACCUGAUGCCAGGAUCUGACAUGGAGGUCUCCUGCAGGAUAGUUAACAAUCUGCUACAGACAAUGAGUGAGUCCCGAGUCCUGAUCUCAGAUAUUUUCUUCCCCUCCAUUUCAAAAUGGCUGGUUGCCUACCUGGUAAUUUUAUGUGUUAUCGCAGUCCUAAUUGGUGCUGUAUUUUUUAAGCUGAGAAGUAGCAAAAAGAAGGCAAUUAAUUCAGUAAAAUUGAAGGCGAAGAUAGAAGAAGAACAUGAACAACUGAAGUCAACACUGGAACAAGAGAAAGCCACAAACCGAAGAGAAAGAAAGAAACUCAGAGACCUCUUUGGUAAACUGAAAGCUGAGCUGGAUUUCUGGGAUGCCUGGAGCUAUGCAGUUGCCAUCACUGUGAAUCCUGAAUGCCAACUAAUUGAGAUCCAAGUGCCAGGGGCUCCAGAUGUUGAGGACAAUGCAUGUGAACCUGCUGAUCUGAGCAGCACCUCUACAGUCCCUGUCCUGGUGGCCAAGGAAGGGUUUACAGCAGGGAAAUACUACUGGGAAGUGGAGGUUGGCCAACAGCAGGACUGGAUGCUGGGGGUCAUGAGGCAGAAAGGGAAACAAGAGGAGCAAGGGAUACUCGCUAUGGAGGACUACUGGGCUCUUCAUAGAUCCAAUGGAGACAUUUUCUCUAUCAAGGGAAACAUCAGGUUUGAGAAGAAGGAAAUGAAUGACUCAGUGAUUGGUGUGUUUCUGGACUUGGAGGAAGCACGAAUUAACUUUUAUGAUGCUCAUCAGAUGACAACCAUGGCAAAAAUCCCUAUAAGUCUUGGAGAGGAACCGACUGAAAUGUUUGUCCCUUUUAUAUCCAAAGGAGGAGAGGCAGACAGACCUGUUAUCCACCCAGUAUUAACCCCCGUCCCUUUGGAACCGCUGUAAAAUGACAUUUUGAAUAAAGCAUCUUAUAGA
Coturnix japonica (Japanese quail) is the source of this 2346-nucleotide messenger RNA. NCBI's taxonomy places the organism in Eukaryota, Metazoa, Chordata, Aves, Galliformes, Phasianidae. The record is from RefSeq and is a predicted model, not a curated record.